This is a messenger RNA of Cucumis melo (muskmelon), 1395 nucleotides long. RefSeq names its product multiple organellar RNA editing factor 8, chloroplastic/mitochondrial-like. Gene Ontology annotation, biological process: cytidine to uridine editing; mitochondrial mRNA modification. Gene Ontology annotation, cellular component: mitochondrion. The record is from RefSeq and is a predicted model, not a curated record. NCBI's taxonomy places the organism in Eukaryota, Viridiplantae, Streptophyta, Magnoliopsida, Cucurbitales, Cucurbitaceae. The transcript has a single exon. The coding region runs from base 1 to 1152 and encodes 383 amino acids.
AUGGCGACUCAGCUCUUCUUCUCUCGCUCUCUUCCUCCUAAAACCCUAAUGUUGUCUUCUAUGUUUUCUCGUUCGUUUCUCGCUACCACCGGAGUCACCAUCUCCGCCUCUUCUCACUCCUCUUUCUCCCUUCUUCGCCGCUUCCGUCCCCUCGCUGCUAUACCCGCCGCUGAUUUCCGCCGUCUCUCUCCGGCCCCGACCGUAAAGGAUUUCUCUACCCGUGUCGCUUCUUCGUCUCUCAAUGAUCCCAAUCCCAACUGGUCUAAUCGCACACCUAAGGAGACCAUAUUACUUGAUGGGUGUGAUUUCGAACACUGGCUCGUUGUCAUGGAGAACCCAGAUGAACAACUCACGAGGGAUGAGAUUAUCGACAGCUAUAUCAAAACGCUUGCCAUGGUUGUUGGAAGUGAGGAAGAAGCUAGGAUGAAGAUAUACUCUGUUUCGACAAGAUGCUACUUUGCAUUUGGGUGCCUUGUUUCGGAAGAACUUUCUUACAAAAUCAAAGAACUGCCUAAGGUUCGUUGGGUUCUUCCUGAUUCAUACUUGGAUGUUAAGAACAAAAGUUAUGGAGGGGAGCCUUUUAUUGACGGAGAAGCUGUUCCUUAUGAUCCUAAGUACCAUGAAGAAUGGAUUAGAAACGAUGCUAGAGCUCGUGAGAGGAAUACGCGCAAUGGUAGACCUCGCAAUUUUGAUAGAUCAAGAAACUUUGAGAGGAGGGAAAACAAUCAAAAUAGAGAAUUCCCAAAUGCUUCUCCCAAUCAGCCACCGCCGCAAAACUUUAACAGACCACCUCCACCACCACCAAACAACUUUAACGGACCACCACCACCACCACCACCAAACAACUUUAACCGACCACCACCACCACCGAACAACUUUAACGGACCACCACCACCACCACCAAACAACUUUAACAGACCACCACCUCCACCGAACAACUUCAAUAGACCACCACCAACGCCACCGAACAACUUUAACGGACCGCCACCACCACACAACCAUGGGGGGCCACAGGCAAACAACUACUGGGGAGCACCACAGGCAAACAACUAUGGUGGACCUUCAAACUCCGGCUGGACGCCGGCACAGAACAACUAUGGAGGGGUGCAGCCUAAUGCUGGUGGAUUGUCUAACAAUGUGCAUAACAAUUAACAAGAAUUGUCAACUGGUCAGGGCAGUCUCAGACUUGCAUUAUUCAUUAGUUGUUUUGAGUUACUUGGUGUUUGGUUCAAACCACAAAUCCUAAUGGUAAUCGAGUAUUUGCUUCUAGAGUUUAGUUUUGCUUUCUGAGUGGGCAUAUGCUUAAACCUGUUGGGUGUUCCAAAUGCAAGUACAAUUUAAAAUAAACAUCCAUGAGAUGAUGUUAAUAUUCAUAAUGUUAUGUUAUCUUUGUUA